AUGGGCAAGCAGGAAGGACCCAAGCACGGUCACAUUCUCGAUAACGGUGAGACGCGCGACCGACUCGCCGCGCACAUCGCCCGGCCGUGUCGGUGGGUCCCUGAUCGGCCCGCCGCCGGGCCGAUCGGGGUGCCAAGGGCACCGAAACGCCACAAAACAGAUUUCCUCGCCUCGACCGAACCGCCCCCUCCAGUCGCCUCCCGACCUUCGACGCAUCCGUCUAACGACCGAAUCCCGCUCUGCGCUCUGUUCAUCCGCGCAGGCAUCAACGGCAAGCACGCCCGCGUCGAGGGCGACGACGCCGUCAAGAACCGCACCAACAUCGUGUGCACCCUCGGCCCCGUGUCCAGGGACGUGCCCAAGCUGGAGCAGCUCCUCCGCGCGGGCAUGCGCGUCGCGCGCUUCAACUUCUCGCACGGCAGCCACGAGUACCACCAGGAGACCCUGGAUAACCUCAGGAUCGCGAGCAAGAACACCGGCAUCAUGUGCGGCGUGCUCCUCGACACCAAGGGACCGGAGAUUCGCACCGGCAUGCUCGACCACGGCGAACCCGUGCAGCUCGAGAUGGGCUCCGAGGUGACGCUCACCACCGACUACGAGGUCAAGGGCAACAAGAACCUCAUCGCCGUGUCCUACGCGUCCCUCGCCAAGGAUGUCGCGCCGGGUUCCAAGAUUCUCUGCGCCGACGGCUCCAUCACCUUCACCGUGCUCUCGUGUGACGUGGACAACGGCACCGUUCAGGUGAGGUGCGAGAACGGCGCCAAGCUCGGCGAGCGCAAGAACAUGAACCUCCCCGGCGUCAACGUCGACCUUCCCACCAUCACCGAGAAGGAUCGCGACGACAUCAUCAACUGGGGCGUCAAGAACAAGGUGGACUUCAUCGCCGCCUCUUUCGUGCGCAAGGGCUCCGACGUCGAGUACAUCCGCGAGGUGCUCGGCGACGCCGCCUCCAAGAUCUCCAUCAUCUCCAAGGUUGAGAACAUGGAGGGCCUCGACAACUACGACGACAUCGUCCGCGAGUCCGACGGCGUCAUGGUCGCGCGCGGUGACCUCGGCAUGGAGAUCCACCUCGAGCAGAUCUUCCUCGCGCAGAAGCGCAUGAUCAAGCGCUGCAACGAAGCCGGCAAGCCCGUCAUCACCGCCACCCAGAUGCUCGAGUCCAUGACCGGCGCGCCCCGCCCCACCCGCGCCGAGGCCACCGACGUCGCCAACGCCGUCCUCGACGGCACCGACUGCGUCAUGCUCUCCGGCGAGACCGCCGCGGGUUCCUACCCCGUCGAGGCCGUCUCCAUCAUGGCUGACAUCUGCCGCGAGUCGGAGGCUUACGUCGACAACUACGCCGUCUUCAAGAACCUCAUGGACCACCAGUCCCUCCCAAUGAACCCCCUCGAGUCCCUCGCCUCCUCCGCGGUCAGGUCCGCGCACAAGGUUGGCGCGGAGCUCAUCGUCUGCCUCGCCAAGUCCGGCCGCACCGCGCAGCUCCUCGCCAAGUACCGCCCCGCCGCGACGAUCCUCGCCGUGUGCGUCGAGGACCCCAACGACGACUCCCACGACGCCGCGUCCGUCGCCCGCCGCUUACUGCUCUCCCGCGGGAUCCGUCCCGUCGUGGCGCCCGUGUCGUGGCGCGCGUCCGCCGAGGAGACCGCCGCGGACGCGGACGCGGGAUCCAAGCACCACGCCGUGGUCAACGUCACCGAGACUAAGAACCUCAUGCAAAACGCCGUGGACUACGCCAAAGAUCACGGCAUGGUCAACCCGGGGGCGAUGGUCGUGGGCGUGCACCGCGUCGUGGGCGACCUCAUCCUCAAGAUCGUCGAGUGCCACUGA
Messenger RNA from Micromonas commoda, 1827 nucleotides. Its product is annotated as cytosolic pyruvate kinase. Bases 1 to 1827 code for a protein of 608 amino acids. Gene Ontology annotation, molecular function: potassium ion binding; pyruvate kinase activity; magnesium ion binding. The transcript has a single exon. Gene Ontology annotation, cellular component: cytoplasm. The record is from RefSeq and is a predicted model, not a curated record. Gene Ontology annotation, biological process: glycolytic process. Lineage: Eukaryota; Viridiplantae; Chlorophyta; Mamiellophyceae; Mamiellales; Mamiellaceae.